This is a messenger RNA of Ascoidea rubescens DSM 1968, 177 nucleotides long. RefSeq lists its product as uncharacterized. Bases 1 to 177 code for a protein of 58 amino acids. Lineage: Eukaryota; Fungi; Ascomycota; Saccharomycetes; Ascoideales; Ascoideaceae. The transcript has a single exon. The record is from RefSeq and is a predicted model, not a curated record.
AUGCUAACCAUAACCACACAGAGGAAGGAUGCCGAGGUGAAAAAGGUGUCUGGUUUGUUGCAGGCAGAAGAAGGAAUCAGAUUAACCAGCAUAUACCAGAUCAGAACACAGCAGAUUAACCAGAAUAAACCAGAUCAUCUUCACCAGCUCCAGCACAGUCCUCGUUGUCCAGCGUAA